Messenger RNA from Rasamsonia emersonii CBS 393.64, 1545 nucleotides. Its product is annotated as Ubiquitin C-terminal hydrolase Ubp8. The record is from RefSeq and is a predicted model, not a curated record. Bases 1 to 1545 code for a protein of 514 amino acids. Gene Ontology annotation, molecular function: zinc ion binding; cysteine-type deubiquitinase activity. The transcript is spliced from 8 exons. Gene Ontology annotation, biological process: protein deubiquitination. NCBI's taxonomy places the organism in Eukaryota, Fungi, Ascomycota, Eurotiomycetes, Eurotiales, Trichocomaceae.
AUGGCUACUACGACAAAUGUAUCGGCCAUUUCAGAAGCCGAGUACGGUUGUGAGCAUCUCGCUGCCCUUCUUUCCAAAGACGAGGAGACCAGCGAGAAGUUCCGAAACUCUUUCGUCAAGGCACAAAAAUCUCUUUCAUCGCAAUCGCAGGCCAAUGGAGCAUCAUCUUCCUCCGGCCAGACUUCUAUCUCUCUCAAGCCUGUCUAUACCUGCUUAGACUGCCUUGAGAAAUGUUCCAGUGGCGACCGGAAACAGCAUAGUGAGAAAACGGAGCAUAACUUCUACAUGGAGUCGCGGAACGGCUCCCUUUUCUGUCAUGCUUGUCAGGACUUGGUGUAUGACCAUGACCUCGAACGACUCCGCGCGACAGCCCUGGGACUGUCCUCAGCAGCAGUAUCAAAGAAGCGGACGUUUAGCGAAAGCUCUGCCGACGAGGCUUACGUCAAGAGCAAUGCCACCAAACGGCCUUGCGCCAAGGAAGGCACCUUGCUGCAUGAUCCCUUACUCAACACCUAUUUCCUUGGAAACGGUCACCAAACGCACGAGUGCACCGUGCCUGACUGUAUUGGCUGUGCUGUUGCGGAGGCAUUUGCCGAUUUCAACAGCCCAGAAAAGUCGGAGGGCUUUGCAGCUCUCAACCUGUUGAUGGCAUCGUGGAAAGCAAGUCCUAUUCUGGCAGGUUAUCACCAACAAGAUGCUCAUGAGUUCUAUCAAUUUCUCGUUGACAAGCUUCAUGCUAGCACCGAAGGACACUCUGAAGGCCCGAACAAGAGCUGUUCAUGCUUCUUUCAUAAAGCAUUCUACGGCAAAAUCCGGAGCAGCGUUACCUGCGACAGAUGCGGCAACGUCACACAGACUGAGGAUCCUAUCGUGGAUCUGAGUCUGGAUGUUCAGGUACAGGCAAAAAAGCGGCAACUGGGCGGACGGGGAUCCUCGACUCCCACUCUUAAUGGUUGCUUGGAGAGCUUCACGUCCCCAGAAAAGCUCAUGGCCGACGUGUACAACUGCAGCGGUUGUGGUGGGACGCCACAGAAGGCGACCAAACAGCUGAAGAUCAAGAAAUUGCCGGCGAUCUUGUGCAUGCAGUUGAAGCGCUUCGAGCACACGUUUUCCGUUUCCGAGAAAGUGGAAGGGAGGGUGGACUUUCCGUUGUCCAUCAACAUGCUCCCCUACACGACCAAGCCGAACUCUCGCAAGGUCGACAAGUCGAGAUACUUGUAUGACUUGGCCUCCGCUGUGGUCCAUAAGGGGAAGCUGGAAGCUGGUCACUACUAUGUGUAUUGCCGGCAAGGUGAUCAGUUGUUUGCAUCCCCUCUCAUCACCCCUCUGUUGUUGUUUUUCUUCACAUUUCAUGAUCACUGCAUUGCAUUGCCUUGCAUAGCAUUGCAUGCAGAAAUGAUAGAAAGACAACAACAACAACAACAACAACAACAACAACAACAACAACAACAACAACAACAACAACAACAACAACAACAACAACAACAACAACAACAACAACAACAAAGACGACUGUUGCAUCACUCUUGUUUGUACACUAUCUGA